AUGUCACUUUGUGAACUUAAUAAAAAUGGUGUAAAAAUUCCCGCAGUAGGCUUGGAUAAUAUUUAUGGAGACAAUGAAAUUCUCCUUUCAAAAGUUCUUAAAGAUCGUCGUAAUGAAGUGUUUCUUUGUUCAAAAUUUGGCAUUGUUAUAGAACCAAAUGGUGAAUUUAAAGGUAUAUCAGAAACUCUUCGACGUGCUUAUAAAGUUCAUCCUAUUGCUGCAGUUCAAUUUGAAUAUAGUCCUUGGACUCUUGAUAUUGAAACAAAUGGAAUUAUGGAAGCUUGUCGUGAAUUAGGUGUCACCAUAGUAGCUUAUAGUCCACUUGGACUCGGAUUUUUAACAGGAAAUUAUAAGUCUAUCGAUGAUUUUGAAUCAGAUGAUUAUGAGUUUAGAAGAUUGAUUCCACGUUUUCAAGGUGAAAAUUUCAAUAAAAAUUUGGAAAUUGUACAUAAAUUUAAUGAGUUUGCGGAAAAGGAAGGUGUAACUUCGGGUCAGCUUUGUUUAGCAUGGGUUCUAGCUCAAGGAGAUAAUAUGGUUGUUAUUGCUAGCACAGGAAAAAUUAAACAUUUAGAAGAAAAUGUUGAAGCAGUAAAAGUUAAUCUUAGUUCUGCUGAAGAAUUAUCUGAAAUUAGGAAAAUUAUUAAUUCUAUUGAAAUUAUUGGUAAUAGAUAUAAUGAUGAUUAUAUGAAGGGAAUGAUGGAGUACUUUUGGCCCAUCCGCCGUCUGAAGAUAAUAAAAUGGGUAACAUAA
This is a messenger RNA of Rhizophagus irregularis DAOM 181602=DAOM 197198, 750 nucleotides long. The record is from RefSeq and is a predicted model, not a curated record. NCBI's taxonomy places the organism in Eukaryota, Fungi, Glomeromycota, Glomeromycetes, Glomerales, Glomeraceae.